Messenger RNA from Rhinolophus ferrumequinum (greater horseshoe bat), 4433 nucleotides. It is a transcript of the gene SCYL2, whose product is annotated as SCY1 like pseudokinase 2. The transcript is spliced from 18 exons. Gene Ontology annotation, molecular function: ATP binding; protein kinase activity. Gene Ontology annotation, biological process: protein phosphorylation. The record is from RefSeq and is a predicted model, not a curated record. Bases 644 to 3433 code for a protein of 929 amino acids. NCBI's taxonomy places the organism in Eukaryota, Metazoa, Chordata, Mammalia, Chiroptera, Rhinolophidae.
GUCUUCUUCCCCCUCCCUAACUCUUCCUCCCCAGUCCCUCCCCUCCCCUCCCCCUUCCCUCCUCCGGCUCCAGCCUCUGAGGCCGCGCGGGUGGAGAAGGCUAUGGAGUAAGCUGGGAGCUUCGGCCCCGAGCGGAAGCUAAGCAGGAGCAGCCAGGAGGUGUUUGGCUGGGCGGGGGAAACGAGCCCCAGCACCGCCCCUCUCGGGAGAAUUGAGGAAGAGGUGAGUGACCGCCCACGGCCAUCGACUGACCUCCUUCACCGGUCACGCUCCCGCCUGGGCUCCCAAGGCCGGCGAGGAGGGAAUGGGGAAGACCCGCGCCGAGGCUAGGCCUCCCGAGGCCCCCACAGCUGGCGACUGUUGCUAGGUGACGGGCCUGCUGGCGGAGAGCUGGGCUGGCCGGGCGGUGGGCGCCCUGGCGAAGCCGAGCUGGGGGAGCGAGCUCCGGGGAGCGGAUCCGAGAGGCCCGAGUCCCCGGAAGAGGCCUUGAAGUGACGGGAGACCCGGGGCUGGGGCCGUCUGUCCCAGGGAGAGCUCCCGGCUCCGGCUCUGGAGCUCGGGUUUCCGUGGUGGAGUUCUUGCGUCUCUUUUGGGAAAUUGGAUACUACUCCAGGACUGGGUAACUGUAGCCAAUAUUGCAGCCAUGGAGUCCAUGCUUAGUAAGUUGAAGAAUACUGUUACAAAAGUGACAGCUGACGUCACUAGUGCUGUAAUGGGAAAUCCUGUCACUAGAGAAUUCGAUGUUGGUCGACACAUUGCCAGUGGUGGCAAUGGACUAGCUUGGAAGAUAUUUAAUGGCACAAAAAAGUCAACAAAACAGGAAGUGGCUGUUUUUGUCUUUGACAAAAAGCUGAUUGAUAAAUAUCAAAAAUUUGAAAAGGAUCAAAUUAUCGAUUCUCUAAAACGAGGAGUCCAACAGUUAACUCGACUACGACACCCUCGACUUCUUACUGUCCAGCAUCCUUUAGAAGAAUCCAGGGAUUGCUUGGCAUUUUGUACAGAACCAGUUUUUGCUAGUUUGGCCAAUGUUCUAGGUAACUGGGAAAAUCUACCUUCCCCUGUGUCUCCAGACAUUAAGGAUUAUAAACUUUAUGAUGUAGAAACCAAAUAUGGUUUGCUUCAGGUUUCUGAAGGAUUGUCAUUUUUGCAUAGCAGUGUGAAAAUGGUUCAUGGAAAUAUUACAUCUGAAAAUAUAAUUUUGAAUAAAAGUGGUGCCUGGAAAAUAAUGGGCUUUGAUUUUUGUGUAUCAUCAACCAAUCCUUCUGAACAAGAGCCAAAGUUUCCUUGUAAAGAAUGGGACCCAAAUUUACCAUCAUUGUGUCUUCCAAAUCCUGAAUAUUUGGCUCCUGAGUACAUACUUUCUGUGAGCUGUGAAACAGCCAGUGACAUGUACUCUUUAGGAACUGUCAUUUAUGCUGUAUUUAACAAAGGGAAACCUAUAUUUGAAGUUAACAAGCAAGAUAUUUACAAGAGUUUCAGUAGGCAGUUGGAUCAGUUGAGUCGUUUAGGAUCUAGUUCACUUACCAGUAUACCUGAGGAAGUCCGUGAACAUGUAAAACUACUGUUAAAUGUAACUCCAACUGUAAGACCAGAUGCAGAUCAAAUGACAAAGAUUCCCUUCUUUGAUGAUGUUGGUGCAGUAACACUGCAGUAUUUUGAUACCUUAUUCCAAAGAGAUAAUCUUCAGAAAUCACAGUUUUUCAAAGGACUACCAAAGGUUCUACCAAAACUGCCCAAGCGUGUCAUUGUGCAGAGAAUUUUGCCUUGUUUGACUUCAGAAUUCGUAAACCCUGACAUGGUACCUUUUGUUUUACCCAAUGUUCUACUGAUUGCUGAAGAAUGCACCAAAGAAGAAUAUAUCAAAUUAAUUCUACCUGAUCUUGGCCCUGUCUUUAAACAGCAGGAGCCAAUCCAGAUUUUGUUAAUUUUCCUACAAAAAAUGGAUUUGCUACUAACCAAAACUCCUCCUGAUGAGAUAAAGAAUAGUGUCCUACCAAUGAUUUACAGAGCACUGGAGGCUCCUUCCAUUCAGAUCCAGGAACUCUGUCUAAACAUCAUUCCAACCUUUGCAAAUCUUAUAGACUACCCAUCCAUGAAAAAUGCUUUGAUACCAAGAAUUAAAAAUGCAUGUCUACAAACAUCUUCCCUUGCUGUUCGUGUAAAUUCAUUAGUGUGCUUAGGAAAGAUUUUGGAAUACUUGGAUAAGUGGUUUGUACUUGAUGAUAUCCUGCCCUUCUUACAACAAAUUCCAUCCAAGGAACCUGCAGUCCUCAUGGGAAUUUUAGGCAUUUACAAAUGUACUUUUGCUCAUAAGAAGUUGGGGAUCACCAAAGAGCAGCUGGCUGGAAAAGUAUUGCCUCACCUGAUUCCCCUGAGUAUUGAAAAUAAUCUUAAUCUCAAUCAGUUCAAUUCUUUCAUUUCCGUCAUAAAAGAGAUGCUUAAUAGAUUGGAAUGUGAACAUAAGACUAAACUGGAGCAACUUCAUAUAAUGCAAGAACAGCAGAAAUCUUUGGACAUAGGAAACCAAAUGAAUCCUUCUGAGGAGACAAAAGUUACAAAUGUUGGGUCUCAGCAGAUUGACAAAGUCUUUAACAACAUUGGAGCGGACUUUCUGACUGGAAAUGAAUCAGAAAGUAAAGAGGAUGGGUUACAGAAUAAACAUAAAAGAGUAUCACUUACACUUGAAGAAAAACAAAAAUUAGCAAAAGAACAGGAGCAGGCACAGAAGUUGAAAAACCAGCAGCCUCUUAAACCUCAAGUGCACACGCCUGUUGCUCCACUCAAACAGACUAAGGACUUGACAGACACAUUAAUGGAUAAUAUGUCGUCUUUGACCAGCCUUUCUGUUAGUACCCCUAAAAUUUCUGCUUCAAGUACCUUCACUUCUGUUUCUCCAAUGGGCCUUGGCAUGGCGUUUUCUACACCAAUCGAUAAUACAAAGAGAAAUGUGACAAAUGGCCUAAACGCUAACAUGGGCUUUCAGACUUCAGGAUUCAGCAUGCCGGUGAAUCCAAACCAGAACUUCUUCAGUAGUCCAAGCACACCUGGAGCAACCACGAUGACACUGGGAACACCUUCCACUUUGCCAAACUUCAAUGCUGUGAGUGUUCCUCCUGCUGGUACAAAGCAGACACAACAGAGACCCACAGAUAUGUCUGCUCUAAAUAAUCUCUUUGGCCCUCAGAAACCCAAAGUUAGCAUGAACCAGUUAUCACAACAGAAACCUGGUCAGUGGCUUAAUCAGUUUGUACCUCCUCAAGGGUCUCCAGGUAUGAGCAGUUCGGUGAUGGGAACACAGAUGAACAUGAUAGGACAGUCUGCCUUUGGUAUGCAGGCGAAUCCUUUCUUUAACCCACAGAACUUUGCGCAGCCACCAACUACUAUGACUAAUAGCAGCUCAGCUAGCAAUGAUUUAAAAGAUCUUUUUGGGUGAGGUGUCUUGCUCCUAUUUUUGAAGGAUCACUUCAGUUUUAAUCAUGGGUGAGCUGCUUUCCAUCUUUAUAUAGUUGGCUUGGAGAAACUACUUCUAUGGGAAAGUGAAUGGUUCUGAGACAGAAAACACCUGUUUCCAUGCCACCGUAGUAGUUGCAUGGACUCCUAACAGUUGAGUUUUUUAAAGCAUUGAGGACUUUUUUUCCUCUUACCAACUUCUCUUUAGGUUUUUAAAAGACCAACCUUACCAAUCUCAAAGAGAAGAAAGGUACUUGAGUAUCUUGAAAAGCAGAAUUUUUUAAUCAAAUGUUUAUUUUGGCUUGUAAAUCUUAGUGUUAUUUAAAAUAUUGAGUUGAUGGUCAUUGCAAGUUUUAUCUAUGAAAUACUACAUGGUACAGUCUGCCUUCACAAGUCAUUAGUCUUCAUUUUAAUAUGUGAAAAAUCUUGAUGCUGUAUUGAUUUGUUUGCAUUUAGUAUGACUGAGUGAGAAAGUGAUAAGCAUAAUGAGAAAAAGAUCAGGUCACUUGCUUUUUCCAAUCGUAUUCUCAGAUGAACUAAUGUUUAGUACUGAGCAAGUACUGCAAAUGUUUAGGCUGAACAAAUAAAUGCAAAAUUUUAACUUAAUGUUGAUUUCAUUGGUUCAAACUAAAGGCAUUAUGAACCAUCUUAAAUGCAAACUAAUCGUUGUAAAUUACAUUUUAGCAUGGUCUGCCUCAAAUAGUAAUGUAUUUUUCUGCAUUGUAUAUAUUUAGAUUGACUUUUUUCCUACGGUAUCACAGACAGAAGAGGUAUGUACUGAUUUGUACAGAUACUUGACAAAGCCCUCUGAUGUGAUUUCCCUGACUAUUGCCUUCAUAUUUCAUUUUGAAUUCAAAAUUCUAAGGUUGCAGCAUAUAUGAAUUGCAUUUUCAAAAGGAGAUUUGUAAGAAUUAAACUAUAUUUAAUGAGUAAACUUUUGAGAUUUCUGCUGUUUUGUUUCAAAUAUAAUAAACUUUACUUCU